GUGUGGGGCGAGCGCCCCAUGCCUGCCGUGGGCUGCAUCGUGAAGCUGGGGGGCAGCGCGCUGACGGAGAAGAACCAGCUGGAGACGCUGCGGGCCGAGUCCCUGCGGCGGGCGGCGGGCAUCGUGCGGGGGCUGUGCGGAGCUGGCGCCGGAAGCUGCAUUGUGGUGCACGGAGCAGGCUCCUUUGGGCAUUUCCAAGCGAAGGCAAAUGGCGUGGCCUCAGGAUCGCCAGCGGGCUCGGCCGGGAGCGAGGCCCUGCGACGAGGGCUGUGUCUGACCAGGCUCUCCGUUACGAAGCUGAACCACCUGGUGACGGAGCAGCUGGUGAAGUGCGGCGUCCCCGCAGUGGGCAUUUCGCCCUUUGGAGCCUGGAAGACAGCAGGCAAGAAAGUCAGCCAGGCUGGCAUUUCUGCCAUAAGGGACGCCUUGGAUGCUGGCUACAUCCCAGUCGUGCAUGGGGACUGUGCUCUGGACUCUGAACAGCACUGCUGUAUCUUAUCUGGGGAUGCUAUCAUCGAGGUUCUGUCCAGGGAAUUCUCCCCCCAGCGAGUGGUUUUCUUGACUGAUGUCAGUGGAAUCUAUGACCGUCCACCUGAUACCCCAGGUGCCAGGCUGGUGGAUUCCAUUUCUGUCAGCCCUGAUGGACGCAUGGACCCCCCUGUGCUCACAUCUGCCCUGCCACACGAUACCACCGGAGGAGUCUCCCUGAAGUUACGGGCUGCGGUUAACAUAGUCAUCCAGAGUCACGGAGCCAUUCCAGUGCUGAUCUGCAAACUGGACAGCGAAGCCGCCGAAAGAGCAUGUUUAACUGGGGAGCUGGGAGUGGGCGAGGGCACAAGACUCUCCCUUGCAACAGUCUGAAGAAGCUGUCUCUGUAGUAGCCUGUCGGACAGGGGGAUUUGCCAUCAACUUGUUCUAGUUGGGCCCCAGUAUCCACUCCGUGAUUUAUCCAUGUCAUCGGUGACUCCAGAUAAACCAUCCGGUGGCAGAGGACUCCUUCAUCAUUCACUGGCAAUACACAGAUCCUAGUCUGCAUUUUAAUGCAUCUCUUCUCCAGCCCAGCUCUGACCUGAAUGGUGGAUAACCCUCUGCUAAUGUUUCUUACGUAUGUCUUCACUUAAAGAGGCACAUAAAGCCAUGUAGCAAACAGCCAGGCAGCCAGCUGGGAAAUGGGCUCAGGCUUUUCAGCUGAGGAUUAAUAAAUUAAUAUUAGCACAGCAAUUUGGGGCUGUGAAGUGCUGUGCAAGUGCUAAGUAGUUUAGUAUGAUAUAGAGGGGACUUUGAUGUGAAUUCUCAGGUUAUCUGAUUCAUUCUAGACCAUGGUGUCUGAAAUUCCAUUCUGCUGCUGAAAGCUGCCCUAGAAACACUUCUAUAUGAAGCGUCAAUGCCAAAAUGUCAGACUUGGGGCUGCUUAAAGUUAAGCACUUAUGUUCAUAUUUGGGCAUGUAAUUAAGUAGUCUAGCUGCUCACCAUUCUGUUUCUGUCUAGAUGCUUGUAUGGCCCCCAAUACGCAAGUGUGUGAGUGCUGCACAGAUAUUAACGUAACCCUUGGAAUUUCCAUGUGAAGCAGUUCAGUAUUAACCCAGCUUUACAGAGGGGAACCUGAGAUGCAGAGAGAUUAAGGUGAGACUUUUCAAAACAACUCAGCGCCCAAUAUUGGGGCCGGUUUUUCAAAAGAGCCGAACACGUUGGGUGCUGACCGCUUCUGAAAACCUGGCCCUUACUAAAGAGAAGAAGAAUCAUCCUUAAGUUAUUUUCCAAUUGUGCAACUUUUAAGGUCAUGUUCACUGGUGCGCACUGACUGCUUUAUGCCACUCUGGAGCAGCACAGAGCAGCCAGAAUUUACUGGCUCGCUAAACAGGUGCUUUGCAUUACCACAGCAGAGCAAAGACGGUGGAGUGUAUACACCUCGGAUUGCCUCUGCCUCCUGCCCUCCAAAUUUCCCCAGCCUCUUGUACCCCAUAUUUCUCUGCACACACACACAUAUACUUCCCCUCUUCCUCCUACCCCUUCUGUUGAAUAGAUCUUUGCAAAGACUGACUAUUCAGUCCUCUGCUAAUUUCUUUGUGGGUAAAUAGUCCCUUUUAUACACCUAUAAUACCACCUCGUCCAUCCAAGAUGACCUUCUUCUGUAAACAUACAUCACCCUCUGAACCUCUUAAAAUGUGCCCUGCAAAUUGAAUCUUUCUUUUCAUGAGAUCUCUGAUCGUUUGCUGAGUUCAGUCAUCUCCAAUACUUUUUCGUUGGUUACGUGGUGUGUCCAUGAUGUUUUCAGAAUUCUUCUAUAACAAUGUAAUUCGAAGGAUUGUAGUUUCUUUAUUAUUGAUUUUGUUUGAAUGUCUGUGAGAGUAUAAUCUGGCCCGUACCAAUAGGAUAUAUUUGAAAUUAGGAUGUGCCCAAAAUUUGGACAGGUAAGAUUUUGCAAGGGCGAAAUACAGGCAGAAGAAAAAUAUAUCAGAUGUCUCAAAAUAUUGUUACAAAUAAAAUUACAUGCCAGUGAUCACCUGGAGGAAUAAUAAUA
Molecule: messenger RNA, 2521 nt
Organism: Mauremys mutica (yellowpond turtle)
Lineage: Eukaryota; Metazoa; Chordata; Testudines; Geoemydidae
Product: isopentenyl phosphate kinase-like
Exons: 6
Coding region: 19-861 (280 amino acids)
Cellular component (GO): cytosol
Molecular function (GO): kinase activity
Source: RefSeq, a predicted model, not a curated record